UCUCAAAGCAUUCUCGAUAUCCUCGGCAACACCAUCUCUGCAUAUUUGCAAGCCCCCUCCAGUCCGGCAGAGUGUCCUCAACGACAGUCGCCGUUUCUGGAGCCCGGCUUGCUCGCGUGCUCUUCAACAGACACGCCACGCAUCCGGCACCAGCCUCGUCAACCAUUCAGCUUCGCUUCCCACCGCCACAGCUUUCCAAGAUGCAUGCCACAAAGCAACCUCUUGAUGACGACAUCUCGAUAGCUGUUCUCCUCAAUUCAUAUCGCUCUCGGUUCCUGCCCGCUAUUCGUGCCUCAUAUGGCCGCACGAUUGGUGCAGUCGCUCCAAAUGCCAGGCUUGCCUUCUUUGAGCCCGCCAAUCGUCCGGGAGACUUUCCAGAUCCAGAAUGCUUUGAUCUGAUAGUAAUCGGCGGCAGCAAUGUUGAUCCGCGCAAGUCCCACCCAUGGAUCCUGGAGAUACAUGCAUUUGUGCGUCGUCUCCGUCUGGAGCACCCGAGCAAGAAAUUGCUUGGCAUUUGUUGGGGUCAUCAGACCAUUGCAAGAGUCUUCGGGGGUGAAAUAGUCGAUGCAGCCCCUCCCGAGAUGGGUGUCGCCACUGUCAACCUAACAGGGUUGGGGAGCCAAUUUUUCCUUGAAUCUGCUGUGCUGGGUUCCUUCAGAUUACAGCAGCAUCACCGUCGUGAGGUUUCGAAGGCUGCGCCAGGUUUUGUCCAAUUAGCACAUGGGAAUCAGUGUCUACUUAACGACGACAAUACGAUCCUCUCCUUUCAAGGCCAUCCGGAGAAGGAUGCCGAGACGGCUAAACUGAGGAUGCACGACUCCUUGAGAUGGUUUGGCUUCGAUUCGCUAGACGAGAAAGCAUGGGCGAAGCUACAGGAGCUUAUGGACCUCGAGCACGACGGCGAAAUGGUGUGGCGCAGGAUACUGGCGUGGGUGCAAGAGCCUGAAGGAAUGCCGACGCUUGUCUCAAGUGGACGGCAACUCAAGAUAUAAGGCUGUGUGUAAUAUUGUUGUCGAACCAUACUGUAGGAUUUGUAGAACACUGAUAUGGGGAACCACCAGCUCAUGGGGCUGGACGGGCUGGGUGAGCACAAGAUGCUGAGACUACUUGAGCACUUAAUCAAACAAGUUUGUUCGCAAUCUGGCAGGUUCUUUAGCAUGGCCAAAUGGCCAACUAAUAACCCAAAGAGAACAGCACGAACGGGAC
Microdochium trichocladiopsis is the source of this 1206-nucleotide messenger RNA. Its product is annotated as class I glutamine amidotransferase-like protein. Gene Ontology annotation, cellular component: cytosol; nucleus. The transcript has 3 exons. The record is from RefSeq and is a predicted model, not a curated record. NCBI's taxonomy places the organism in Eukaryota, Fungi, Ascomycota, Sordariomycetes, Xylariales, Microdochiaceae. Bases 201 to 992 code for a protein of 263 amino acids.